CUACGGGGCGUGUCUGCUUUCCGUAUAUAUACAGGAGGGUUACAGGUAUCGUUGGUCAGUUACCCUUAGUCCCUUACAGCCGUAGUCGCAUUGACGAGUGUUCUCUGUUUUACCGUAGUGGGAAGCAGGCUGCCACUCCAGUUGUUUCAAUCAGCCCCUCUCGUAUCUUCUGCACUGUAAGGAUCCACGCGCUCUUGACAGGAUGGCGGGAUUCUUCCAGACGAUCUUAUUACUAAUAUCAGCGUCCGCAGCGGUGACUGCUAGCGGAACAGAGGCAUUAGUAGGAGACGCCCUCGGUAAAAUCAAGGAACUCGGUUGGCCAAGAUGUCUGAGCGGGUUGGAACUUCCCAAGAAACUGGCGGAGGCAUUCUCAUCCUGCGAGCCACAGAAUCUCAGGGAGAUCAGGAGUCGAAUGGACUCCAUUUCGAACCGGACUACAUUCUCCUCAAUUGAUGAAAUAAAAGCCAUGACGGAUCCAGUGUUCGCUGGAUGCGUAGUUCAGCGAAUGGAUUACGCCAGGCAAAACGGAUCCCUUGACAAAGGGAUGGUGAUGAAGGAUUUCGACGACAUCCAAACUCAUUACAUACUUAGGCUAUUCAGAGUUCGAGCGAUGGUGUCUCGUUGUUUGCAAGAGGCUCCUGGAGAUGAGGCUAACACGGAAUUCGCCCACUUGCUCAACUGCCUCCAGUCAGAGGCGAGUGAUUUUUGCGACCAACAAAAGGAAGUGCUUGCAGUGUUCCUGAACAACAAUGUACAACCUUCACGCUGCACAGCGUUGCAGAGUCAUCCGGAAAUGAAGCAGUUUCUUGAAACUUGCAAAGAUGACGAAACUGAGGAUGUCUCGAAGAGGCUGAGACGCAGUGCAGAUACGAGAAACAGCACAGUGCCGGAGAUGGCUCGUGUGGCAUUGUGCUUAGGAGGGAAAAUGGGUUACUACAACCGCACCAAAGGUUUCAGCUUCACAAAGCUCAACGAAGUAGUCAUGAGUCUAAGCGGAUGGAGUAAGCUUCCAGAGGACAUACGGACCAACCUCAAUCUUGCCCUGACCGAAUGCAGCAGCCAGGUUGGAGGAAGCACGAGAUCUUUCACCACUUGGUUCGAAUGGGAGAUGUGCAUCAGGCCUAAAAUCGUUGGCCUCUGUGGAUUUGGAAAUAACGUUACGGGCACCCUUUUACCACUCUUGGAAGAAGAGGCUACCACUUAUGCUUGGAAAUACGUCAGAAGUGCAGUCAAUCUAAAGUUGGACAUACCGCAGACAGAGAAACGACAGAGCAAAGGCACAAGAAGAAACGGGAGGUCUUUGGACAACUCCAAUUCCAAUGAGGGAUCCAACGAGUCCAAUGGAGCAGGAAGGCGCAGGAGGUCAUUAGACAACAAUUCCAACGAGGGAUCCAACGAGUCCAACGGAGCAGGAAGGCGCAGGAGGUCAUUAGACAACAAUUCCAACGAGGGAUCCAACGAGUCCAACGGAGCAGGAAGGCGUAGGAGGUCAUUAGACAACAAUUCCAACGAGGGAUCCAAUGAGUCCAAUGGAGCAGGAAGGCGUAGGAGGUCAUUAGACAACAAUUCCAACGAGGGAUCCAAUGAGUCCAAUGGAGCAGGAAGGCGUAAGAGGUCAUUAGACAACAAUUCCAACGAGGGAUCCAACGAGUCCAACGGAGCAGGAAAGUGACAGACAGAUGAAUCCAUCUGAGCCCAAUUCCUUGUAAUUCUUUAAUGAUAUAACAACCGGAUUUAAAAUAUAAUUUUUGACCGUUUUACUUUGUAAACUGACUUAAAAAAUGUCAUUCACUACCACUUUAUAAGCACAUAUCAUAAAUUGACUAAUAAUAUCAUUUGGAACUAUUGUAUGUCAUCAAUAGAUCUAUAAUGUCAUUUAUGUUUUUACCGCUCAACUACUAAAUCUUCACAUUAGUUUUCUUAAGAAAGAGAAACUUUCCUAAAUAAAAUUAAGAGUUAAAUCAUAGAUACUCUUCGCUAGUUGUUUAGCAGAUUAGAUAAUACAGUUAUAUGAUGAUGAGACAACUUUUGUUUAAAUCUGAUCUUUAUAUGCUCUGUAUUCCUCAAUG
This is a messenger RNA of Macrobrachium nipponense, 2069 nucleotides long. RefSeq lists its product as uncharacterized. The transcript has 14 exons. The coding region runs from base 203 to 1672 and encodes 489 amino acids. Gene Ontology annotation, molecular function: odorant binding. The record is from RefSeq and is a predicted model, not a curated record. Lineage: Eukaryota; Metazoa; Arthropoda; Malacostraca; Decapoda; Palaemonidae.